Acytostelium subglobosum LB1 is the source of this 2430-nucleotide messenger RNA. RefSeq lists its product as hypothetical. The transcript is spliced from 4 exons. The annotation marks the transcript as partial. Lineage: Eukaryota; Evosea; Eumycetozoa; Acytosteliales; Acytosteliaceae. Gene Ontology annotation, molecular function: protein serine/threonine kinase activity; ATP binding. The record is from RefSeq and is a predicted model, not a curated record. Gene Ontology annotation, biological process: peptidyl-serine phosphorylation; peptidyl-threonine phosphorylation; mRNA cis splicing, via spliceosome.
AAUAUGAGUACACAAUCAACCUAUAGCAACAACAAUAACAAUAAGAGUAGUCCUACUAAUGAUAACAAUAACAACAAUAACAAUAGUUUAACACCUUCAAAGAGAAAGGAUGACAAUGGCAACAAUGACAUAGGCGAUGAUGUUGCCAUUAGAGAUACAAAGAGGUCAAGACAGACGAUUGUGCAACUGAAUGAUGUAGAGGAUGGUGAAUUGGAUGAUGAGCCAAGCAAUGCUCCAUCAUCAACAACAACAACAUCAAGCCAUGGUUCAAAUGUUAACAUCGUUGCUGUUGAACCAGCAAAGGAUAGGAGGUCAACAUCACCACAACCACAUCGUCGUACAUCAUCCGAUAGAGACAGAGAAAGAGAUAGGGAAAGAGACAGAGAAAGAGAAAGAGAUAGAGAUAGGCAGAGAGAUAGAGAUAUUAGAGACAGAGAUAGAGAUAACAGGGAUAGAGAGAGGAGGGACAGGGAAAGAGAGAGACCGUCAAACAACAAUGACAGAGAUAGAUAUGAAAAUGAUAGAUACAGAGAUCAAAGAGAUAAUAGGGAUAGAGACAGGUAUCAAUCAAGUGAUAAUAGAGGUCACCGAGGUAGUGAGAGUGAUUAUAGAUCAAAGGACAGUCGAUCGAACAACACAACAAGGCCAUACAGUAAUGGUGGUGGCGGUGGUGAUGCUGUAGCAACUGGUGACAGUAGUAAUGGUAGUGAGAGAAGGCCAAACCCAGCUAAAGAUAGUGCAUCUAGCGAUGGUUCAAGGCAUUCAACUCCAACAAAGUCUGUUGUCUAUAUCAAAUCAAAGCAGGACAAUGGUUCAUUAUCAUCCGCAUCAAAGGAGAGGAAGCAGGUCACUGCUUUAGUGGACACUGUCAUUGUUGAUGAGGAAGAGGAGAGAGACAAGGAGAGAAAGCUGAUCGAGGAGAGCAGGAGAAGGAGGCAAGAGAUAUUGGCAAAGUAUCAAGAGGAGGAGGAAGCAGAGGCCCGUAACAAACAACAACAGGACAGUUCAGCAUCCAAUAACAACAACACUCAAGUACCAGUACCAACGACACCAAAGAAAGAGAAGGAUGAUCAGCAACAGAAGCCCACUGCCGAGUCCAAGGAUGAGGAUGAUGCUGUUUUAGAUCUAAGCAAGGAAUGGAAGACUGGCGAUGACGAGGAGGAAGAGGAGGCGUCGUCUGGCGAGGAGGACCUGAAGAAGAGAGGCAAGAUUGACCAGAGCGACUUGAAGCGCAAGGAUCAGCCAAACACUGUCACAGCUAAACCAGCGCCAAAGCCAGCGCCGGUAGCUGUGCUGGACAUGUUUAGCGACUCUCCCACUGGCGAAGAGGACGACGAUCAGAUGAACAUCAAUCUGAAUGUCAAUCAGCAGAGCAAUGAUCAGUCGUCAGAAGUCAAUCUCACGGAUAAUUGGGACGACCACGAUGGCUACUACAAGUACAAGAUUGGCGAGGUCAUGGACAAGUAUCAAGUGUUUGCUCCAAUUGGAUCGGGUGUCUUUAGCACCGUGCUCACUGCCAAGAACAUCAACACCAAUGAGGAGGUCGUCGUAAAGAUCAUUCGAAACAGACAUCCAAUGCAUCGAUCUGGACUCAAAGAAGCAGAGAUCCUUCAAAAGCUGAGCAAGGAUCCACAGCUCUUGGCCAAGAGUCAUUGUAUCCAGUACAAGGAUUCAUUCCACUAUCGCAAUCAUCUUUGUAUAGUAGUGGAACCAAUGAGUAUGAGCUUACAUCAAUUGAUCAAGAAGUUUGGAAAGAAUGUUGGACUAAGUAUGAAUGCUGUUAGAGUGUACGCCAAACAAUUGUUCAUGGCACUGAAGCACAUUAGGAAUUGCAAGAUCCUACAUGCUGACAUCAAACCGGACAACAUCGUGGUCAAUGCUGCCAAGAACACCAUCAAACUAUGCGACUUUGGUUCGGCUGGUGAGCAACACGAAUCAGAGAUCACGCCAUAUCUAGUCAGUCGAUUCUAUCGAGCACCUGAAAUCAUGCUAGGUAUGAAGUAUGACUUUUCGAUUGAUGUCUGGAGUGUUGGAUGCUGUUUAGGUGAGUUGUACACGGGCAGGUUCCUAUUCCCUGGUAGCACCAAUAAUGAUAUGCUCCGUCUGUUCCAAGAGUACAAGGGCUCAUUCCCCAAGAAGAUGUUGAAGAAGGCAGAGUUUGCCUCGAGACAUUUCAACGAGAGCUUAGUCUUUAUGAAGGAUGGUCGUGAUCCAGUAGACAAUAAGCCAAUGAAGACACCAUUGGAGAUAACAAAGCCAACUAGAGACCUUCUAACAUAUUUAGUACCAAAAGGUGUAGAGUUGCCAGAGAAUGAGAUGAAGAAGGUGCAUCAACUUAAAGACCUCAUUGAGAGGUGCACAACAUUGGACCCAGAGAAGAGAAUCACACCUGUUGAGGCACUCAAUCACGACUUCUUGAAGCCUUACUAA